CGUACAGCUAGUGGACUUUUCUGGCAGCAAGUCGCAAGACAGCUACGUCAUUAACCAUCACAGCUUCCCCCAGCCAGCCCAGCCCAGCCCAGCCCAGUUCAGCAUGCAAGCCGCAGCUGAGAGGAGGAAACUCACCCAACCAGUGUAUGUGUGUGUGUGUGGGUGGGUGAUUGUGUGUUCCUCCCACAGCUGGGCAAGGGUGAAGCUGGAGGAGCUAUGAGGCAAUUGGAGGGGCACCUUUUCCCAAGUUUCGGCAGGCUCUCCUCCAGUGCUGGACUCCGCAAUCCGAGCCUCCAUAUUAUAUCCCAUCCCCCAAGAUCUCGAACCUCCGCUCUUUCGGUUCUGACGGCUGAACUACUCGUGUGCCAAUUCUCUUCGCCUUUCUUGUCUCUCGCUAGACACUGGCUAAUCGACGAAGCAAUACCUGCUUCUUGGUUCGUUUCUCACGGCGUAGUCUCUGCUACGAAUGAUCAGGACUGCCUAAACCCACCGGCCCAUCGAUACUACAAACAAGCAUUACAGCACAAGAGGCGUCCUGCAGGGUUCUGCAUGGUAGCAACAUGAACAUCGACGAGCAUAAGCUGCCGACUGGCGGCCAGCACUACAGCGCCCGGAACAAGAUCCCCAACAUCCAUGAGUUCGUCGCCCAGCUCGACAAGGAAAAGCGGGAACGCGAUGCCGCCAUCGAGGCCGAGGACAAACAACACAAUAAGAUCGAGAGACAUGCCCAGAAGCAACCUAAUGGCGAGUCCAAGGACCACGUCCCCUCGAAGAAGGAGCGCAAGAAGACCAAGACGGUGCGGGAUCCUGUGACCGGCAAAGACGUCGAGAUCGAAGACCCCAAGGACGACUUUGAAGAUAUCGUCGAGAACCCUCAGAUCUCUAUUCCCAACCAGAACUUGGGAAAGGAGGCUACCAUCUCCACGUCCUCGAAGCAGUCCGGCGAGGAGUAUCGACAUGCGCAAGAUGUCACGGCACCACCCGACCCAGUCGAGCCCGGUAGUACCUCCGAUGUGCCCAUUCACAGCGAAAAGACAAACGUCACCUUUUUCAAAACCCCCAGCGUCAGCUACGAGCCCAUGUUCGAACGUCUCGAACGCCGCGCCAAUAUCUUGUGCGCUGGUAUCUUUUUCAGCAUUGUCAUUGUCGGCAAGUUUUUCGGCGGUGCCCUCUAUGGCUUGGUACCGCUUGGGUUCUGCGUUGCAUCCGGUGUCUUCCUGUGGGUCAAGGAUCUCAUCACACAGGGCCGGAACACGGAAUGGUCUAGUGAACAGGAACGAGGUGAGACAGCCACUGUCAACCUGGUUCCCGAGUCUGUCGAGUGGAUGAAUACUGCACUCGGAAUCAUGUGGAAUCUGAUCAACCCUGAGAUGUUUGCCGGUGUUGCUGACACUCUCGAGGACGUCAUGGUUGCCUCGGUUCCCGGCGUCAUCGAGAACGUUCGUGUCGCCGACAUCUCUCAGGGCAGCAAUCCUCUUCGCAUUCUCAGCUUGCGCGCCCUCCCCGAUCAUCAUGUAAAGGACAUCAAGGACGAGGCUCACAAGCAGAACCAGAAGAACACUGAUCCCAAUGAGUUGGCAGCCAUGGAGCAGGCUGGUUCCUUCUACAACCUGGAGGCCUCGGUCGCCUACCAUGCUAAGCCAUCCGGUGCUGAUGUCUCGUCCAAGGCCCGCAACAUGGGAAUGCAACUCAUCUUCUAUCUUGGUGUCAGGGGCCUCUUCGGAGUUCCCCUUCCAAUCUGGGUUGAACUUCAGGGUCUCGUCGCCACGGCCAGAAUCAGACUUCAGCUCACUCCCGAGCCUCCAUUCCUCAAGACUCUCACCUUCACGCUGAUGGGAAUCCCCAAGGUGCAAGCUGGUUGCACUCCAAUGAUAGAAAAGGGUGUCAAUAUCCUCAACUUGCCCCUUAUCUCCAACUUCGUGAACUGGGCCAUCGGCACUGCAGCUUCCAUGUACGUUGCUCCUAAGAGUAUGACCUUGGACUUGAGCAAGAUGCUCCAGGGCGACGACAUCAAGAAGGAGACACUUGCCCUCGGACUUCUCUUCAUCCGCAUCCACAAGGCCGUUGGUCUCAGCAAGCAGGAUCGCCGUGGCAGCGAAGGUGGUGGCUCUGACCCUUACAUCACCGUCGCCUGGAGCAAGUUCUCGAAACCGCAGUUCUGCACUCGUGUCAUCCAGGACGAUCUGAACCCCGUAUUUGAAGAGAGCUGCGGCCUGUUGGUCACCGCCGACCUGAUCAAGGCGGACGAGCAGCUUUCGGUCGAGCUUUGGGACAGCGAUCGCUCAUCCGCAGACGAUGUUGUUGGAAAAGUCGAACUAAGCAUCCAGAAGCUCAUUCAACACCCUGGCAAGAUGUUUCCUCAGGUUUCGAAGCUUGCUGGCGUCAAGGCUGAAACCACGAUGCCCGGUGAGUUGCACUGGGAGGUUGGCUUCUUUGGCAAGACGCAGUUCCGCAAGGCUCUCCGCACUGAUGGUAAGGACGUCAACCUGCCUCCUGAACUGAAGGACAAGAAGGAGCUCCAAGACGAAAAGGGCACUAUUGAGACCGAAGAGGAAGAUGCCGUCGAGCACACUCCUCCCGACCCUCUGUGGCCCUCUGGAAUUCUUAGCAUUGUUGUUCACCAAAUCGUUGGACUGGAGCUGGCCAAUGUCAAGGGUUCCAAUGGAAAACGUAAAGGACGCGAGUACGAGCCCGCCCGCCUGGACGCUGGCGAAGUCAAGGAGGAACAAGGCAGCAAGUUGCCAAGUUCGUACUGCACGAUUCUCGUCAACGAUGAACUGGUCUACAAGACGCGGACUAAGGCCGUGUCUUCUCAGCCCAUCUUCAACGCUGGCACUGAAAAGUUUAUCCGUGACUGGCGGUCAGGUGUGGUCACCAUCACCGUACGCGACUCACGCAACCGUCAACACGAUCCCAUCAUCGGCGUCGUGCCCCUCAAGCUAUCUGACAUCCUUCAAACCGGUAGUGAGGCCACAAGAUGGUACCCUCUGGAUGGCGGUGUUGGGUACGGAAGAAUUCGCAUUUCGCUGCUUUUCAGAUCCGUUGAGCUGCGCCUACCACCAACUCAACUGGGAUGGGACGUUGGUACUUUCGAAUUCACUUCGCGCGAAAUCACCGCCAUCGGCUAUGGUCACACCAAGACCAAGAUCAGGCUCCGCACGGGCGGCAGCUCUGUCAGCGUCAAGAGGGACACGUGCAACAAGCUUGAGGACCAGGAGGGGUCCUUCUGGGACAUCAGUGGCGAAAACAAGCACGACAAGAUCCGACUACCCGUCCGUUACCGAUACAGGUCUCCCGUCUUCUUUGAGUUUCACCCCCCAGGAAAGCGUCAUGCAGAAGCAUUUGCGUCGCUUUGGCUUCAAGAUUUCCCUGACCAGGAGGAGCGAGAUUUUGACAUCCCAAUCUGGAAGUGCGACAAGGGUUUACGUCUCUCUCAGAACUACAUCACCGAGGAGAACUUCAAGAACAUCCCCGACAUCCACAUUGAAGAGCUUGGCCGGCUUAAAUUCCGUGGUCGCUUUUCCACCGGAACUGACCGCGACCACGUCAAGUUUGUCACUAGCAACGAUUCACGCGAGACCAUUGAAACUUGGGAAGCUUGUUUUGCAGAAGGCGUUCGGGGUGAGGAAGUCAAGACUGAGGUUCCUCCCGCGGUUCAAAGGCUCCAUGAUGAGUCUCUUACCCAUGGUCGCGAUGUUCUUGCCCAGGUCGACCCGAAGGAGAAAGAAAAGUGGCUGUCCAAGGAUGGAACCGAUUGGAGUACGGCUUUUGGGAAAGACCCGACUCAUUUGAUUGACGGCGAGCAAGAAGAUCUCAACUCCGAGGGACGCGAUGAUUUUGAUGAAGAUUUCGAUGACGACGAUGAAAGUAGCGACCUCGAUCUUGGGAUCGCCGACGCCAGCACCAAAGGGGGCAGCGACGGAACCCGACAGUCGACCGACAGCAAUGCGAGUGAGACACCUUCGAAUGCUUCCAAGAAGAGCAACGGUCCAAUCCAGGCUUACAAGGACUACAAAAGCAGAAGCCGAGACCUGCAUCGCCAGCACCGCGGGCUGAUGCAGUGGCGUCCGAUGCGUAACGUACAGUUUGCGAAGAACGAGGCCAAGUUCGCCGUCCGCAAGAUCACCAAGCUUGGCGCUCUCAACGGGCGCAAGCCGGAUGUCGAGACGGAGGUCUAAUACGGAUUUUCUUUUGUCUAAACCGCAACCUGGGCAUGCCUGAGGAAAUGAGAAAAGGAGCAGUUGCAAACCGGGCUCCUGUUCUUACGGCCUUGGAUCAUAAUGUUUAUGAAGUAUACCUACAUUAAGCAGAUUGUAACCAUCGGGAGGGCGGCGUUCAAGGUGUGUUUGUAGCCAAAGCAAGCAAUAUUACAAUAGUUUUGAGAUCAACGAUCAGUUCCAACUAGGUGACAUUGAAAAACAGCCAUAACACUGACCGGAUGCCAAUCCAAGAUCGUCCUACUGAGCGUCGAAUAACAACUACUCGCGUCUAUGGACGACAAUGCUCCAUCUCUCAAUCCCGUGC
Molecule: messenger RNA, 4524 nt
Organism: Colletotrichum destructivum
Lineage: Eukaryota; Fungi; Ascomycota; Sordariomycetes; Glomerellales; Glomerellaceae
Product: Putative C2 domain, synaptotagmin-like mitochondrial-lipid-binding domain, C2 domain superfamily
Exons: 5
Coding region: 561-4178 (1205 amino acids)
Molecular function (GO): lipid binding
Source: RefSeq, a predicted model, not a curated record